CGAUCGACCUGACCAGACGAACACUUUAAGAAGAGUAGACAGAUAGCUGGCCAAGAUUCCUCCCAUCGACCACGCACACAUUCUCUCCUACCCUACCGUUGGACGUUGGUUCCUUCACCAAGCUUAAGGCAGAGAGACAAAUAUUCUGUACUAGCUUGCUCUUGUAGUACUUUACUAUACGUGCUAGCUAGAGCAAUCAUCACAUGGCGGAGGCACUGUGCGAUCAGCUCUUCUCCGACAUCGACGGCGACCUGAUGCGGCAGCACACUUCCGAUACCGACGACCUCUUGGGCAUCCUCGAGUCGUGGGAGGAUUGCGUCAGUGGCGGCGUUGCGACUACUCCCUGCGGCGCUGAGGUCCCGCAGACGACUGCAGCUGACGGUGCCGCAAAACGCCGGCGGCAAGGGUGCCGGGACGUCGACGCGGUGCCGGCAGCUCCAAAGAGGCAAAAGUGCUCGCCGGUGUCCUCGGCCGCGAGUGAAGAUGGUGCGGUAAAUAAGACCUCGCACAUCACAGUGGAGCGCAACCGGAGGAAGCAAAUGAACGAGCACAUCGCCGUGCUUCGCUCGCUCAUGCCCUGUUUCUACGUCAAGCGAGGAGACCAGGCAUCCAUCAUUGGAGGGGUGGUGGACUACAUCAAGGAGCUGCAGCAGGUGCUGCAGUCGCUGGAGGCCAAGAAGCAGCGCAAGGCCUACACCGAGCAGGUGCUCAGCCCACGGCCACCGGCGUGCUGCAGCCCGCGCCCUCCGCUCAGCCCACGCCCGCACAUGCUGCCACUCAAGUCCACGCCGCCUAUUAGCCCGCGGCCCGCCGUGCCGAUCAGCCCGAGGACGCCGCCGGCACCCAGCAGCCCGUACAAACCCUGCAGGCUACCGCCACCGGGCUCGUCGGCCUACGCGUCCCCGGCGAUGACGACAACCCGGGAGCCAACGGCAGCCACCUACCUGCCGUCACUGGACACCAUUGCUGCCGACCUCUGCGCCUACGCCGCCAACAAAAACAAGCAGCUGCAGGCGCUGGCAGCAGCGGCCGGUGGUGACGUCGUCCUCCCGGACGUGAAGGUGGAGUUCUCAGGCGCCAACCUGGUGGUGAAGACGGUGUCGCACCGCGCGCCUGGGCAGACUGUCAAGGUCAUCGCCGCGCUGGAGGGGCGGUCACUCGAGAUCCUCGACGCCAAGAUCAACACCAUCAACGACACUGCAGUGAACUCCUACACUAUCAAGAUUGGAAUAAAGUGCGAGCUCAGCGCUGAAGAGCUGGUGCAAGAGAUUCAGGAAGCGUUCUCGUCGUAAUGCAUGUUCGUGUGUCCAAUUCGUCGGCAGGAUUCAUGUGUCGCUCACUUGGAAGCUGCAGUUAAUCAGGUGUGGUAGCCUAAGAGGUCUGUGAAUAGACAACCGGGAUCAUGCAUGUAGGUCAAAGACAUUUACUGAAAUAGUUAGCAAGCAAAUAAAGUAGCUUGCCAGACCAGUAGACCGAUGAUCAUGUUACUGCAGGCCAAAUUCGUUACUAUCUACUGUUCGCAGCCGACGAUAUGUAGUAUGCGCAUCUCAUUAAUUAUCUCAAGAUGCAGAGGCCACAAGUUUUUAUAUAUCUUAAGACGUGCUGUCUGUCGUCUGUUUGUCACACUGUAUGUUUGGAUUAAAUCUUGCAUUGCCACUUAUUACGCCAAUAAUGUCAUG
Molecule: messenger RNA, 1679 nt
Organism: Zea mays
Lineage: Eukaryota; Viridiplantae; Streptophyta; Magnoliopsida; Poales; Poaceae
Product: transcription factor SPEECHLESS
Exons: 3
Coding region: 204-1292 (362 amino acids)
Biological process (GO): stomatal complex development; positive regulation of DNA-templated transcription; guard cell differentiation
Cellular component (GO): nucleus
Molecular function (GO): protein dimerization activity; DNA-binding transcription factor activity
Source: RefSeq, a predicted model, not a curated record